UCGAUCGCUAAGACCACAAGGCAAAAAAAAUCCGUGUUACAAGAUCAUCUCAUUUUAUAUUGUUUCCAACAUAAUUACUUAGCUCGAGAGAUGUCUUCUCCAGUUUCUUCAUCACUUCCAGCUUCGGCUCAUGAUUCCAAGUCCAUCAAGAAUCGUCGCUCUGCCAAUUUUCAUCGUAGCAUCUGGGGGGAUCUUUUCCUUUCAAGUCCUUCUAAAAUGAAUAUCAAUGCUACAACUCAACCACAAUACGAAGAAUUGAAGCAAGAAGUAAGGACGAUGCUUAUGGUACAUACAGAUGAUUCAUCUCACAAAUUGCGUUUAAUUGACAUAAUCAAACGCUUAGGUGUGAGUUACCAUUUCGAAAGAGAAAUAGAGGAUGCAUUGCAAAAUAUUAAUGAUGACCAUGAGUACAAAGAUGACAAAAGUCUCGAGGCUACAUCUCUUCAAUUUCGAUUACUUAGAGAGAAUGGAUCUAAUGUUCAAUGUGAAACAUUCAACAAGUUCAAAGAUGAUGAAGGAAACUUCAAGAUGUCCUUAACAAGUGAUGUGAAAGGCUUGCUAGAAUUAUAUGAAGCUGCACAUUUAUGUGUGCAUGGAGAACAUAUACUAGAAGAAGCACUUGCUUUCACCACCACUCAUCUAGAUUUGGCAGAAAGUAGUAGCAUUGAAUAUCCCCUUUCAGCACUAGUCUCCCAUGCCCGAAAACGACCCAUCCGCAAAAGCUUGCCAAGGCUAGAGGCUAGGCGAUACAUUUCUAUAUAUCAAGAAGAUGGUUCACAUGACAAAACGUUACUAAAUUUUGCGAAGUUGGAUUUCAACUUAUUACAAAAUUUGCACAAGGAAGAGCUAAGCAAGAUCUCUAGGUGGUAUAAAGAUUUAGAUUUUCCUGGAAAACUGCCAUUUGCACGGGAUAGAUUGGUUGAAGGUUACUUUUGGAUAUUGGGAGUAUACUUUGAGCCUCAAUACUCCCUUGCUAGAGAGAUAUUGACAAAAACAAUAGCCAUGGCGUCAGCUAUGGAUGACAUAUAUGAUGUACAUGGCACAUUUGAAGAACUUGAACUCCUUACAAACGCAAUUGAGAGGUGGGAUACUGACUGUAUAGAUCAACUCCCAACAUACAUGAAAAUCUUCUACAAGGCCCUCUUAGAUGUUUAUGAAGAAAUGGAAGAAGUGAUGACAAAGCAAGGAAAAUUAUACCCUGUCCAGUAUGCGAAAGAAGAAAUGAAACAAUUAUCGCAAUCGUAUUUCGUUGAGGCCAAAUGGUACCAUGAAAACUACGUACCAUCGGUGGAGGAAUACAUGAUAAAUGGAUUAGUAUCUGCUGGCUACAUCAUGUUUGCUAUCACAUCUUUUGUUGGAAUGGGAGACAUUGUGACAAAAGAGAUAUUUGAUUGGGCAUCUAGCAACCCUAAAAUCAUUAAAGCUUCUUCAGUAAUUGCCCGUCUCAUGGACGAUAUUGGUUCACACAAGUUUGAGCAGGAGAGAGGGCAUGUUGCAUCGGCCGUUGAAUGCUACAUGAAGCAGCAUGGAGUUUCAGAAGAAAAUGCAUGCGGUGAGUUGAACAAGCAAAUUGAGAAUGCUUGGAAGGAUAUAAACCAGGAGUUGGUACUUAGGCCGACACCUUGGGUCCCAAUGCCUAUCCUCACACGAAUUCUCAACCUUGCAAGGGUGAUUGAUUUCCUCUACAAGGAUGGAGAUGGGUACACACACGUUGGAAAUGUUGUCAAGUGCGGAAUCACUUCAUUGCUCAUUGAUCCAAUCCCACUUUGAAGAUCCAAGAAUUUACAUAUAGAAUAAAUAAAUAAGAAACUAAAAGAACAAAAUUGUCCGAGCUGCCAAGAAUUGAAAUCUUUUGGUGUUAUA
Messenger RNA from Durio zibethinus, 1863 nucleotides. The record is from RefSeq and is a predicted model, not a curated record. Lineage: Eukaryota; Viridiplantae; Streptophyta; Magnoliopsida; Malvales; Malvaceae.